Messenger RNA from Astyanax mexicanus (Mexican tetra), 4264 nucleotides. Its product is annotated as mucin-2. Lineage: Eukaryota; Metazoa; Chordata; Actinopteri; Characiformes; Acestrorhamphidae. The record is from RefSeq and is a predicted model, not a curated record. The coding region runs from base 775 to 2106 and encodes 443 amino acids. The transcript is spliced from 2 exons.
CUAACAAGUUUGCACCCUCACAUAUUUCAACACACCCAACACAGCUUCCCCUUGAGCUUCUCCUUUUUUCGACUUCAGCUUCAUAACCUCACCAAAUUGAGAGUAGUGACUACACCCUGGCACAUGUCCAACGUUAUCUAUCGGCCUCCUGCAGCUACAGAAACGAACAAACUCGGAGUGAUACACACCGAGAGUAAGAUAGAGGGAGGGGGACAGGCAGAGACAAAGAGAGGCAGAGAGAGUGAAUAUAGGAGUGAGAAAGAGAGGAAGAGAGAGGUAAGAGGAUAGAGGUGCUAACUACGUGCGCGAGGCACUAGUAUGACACGUGCAGAUUGGAUUUGGUGGCUGAUGGCGAUGGUGAGCCAACACAUACACACAUGAAGUCUGCUUCUUUUCCUUACUCCAGAACAGCUGCUCUUUGCGACAGAGAGAGAGACACACACAUCGAGAGAGAAAGAGAGAGGGACUAAGAGGAAGAGAAGGGUUGUGUCUUUCCGGCCUAGAUUAAUGCAAGAUUAGCCCUGUAGAAUACAGCAGCGGGCUGGAGUCUGAAGAAGGAACUGAACACAGCAACUCUGAGAAGAAGACAGCAAGCGAUGGCUGUUCAUAUGAACCCAACACAGCAAAAACACAGAUAAAAGUGAUAACAAUUCAAUUAGACGUCACACUUCUGGCAGCAACCAAAAAACAUUUCAAAUACCAUCUGACUCACAAAAUAUUUUUUUUCUGAGAAAAGAGCUGCUACUGUGAUCCAGUGUGUGUCACUGAAACAGGAUGUGCGGCCUACGUAUUUUUUUAAGCGCCUUGCUUUUCUCGCUGGCCCUUGGACCUUAUGUCAUGCUUCUGCAUGCUCAGCAUACAGAGAGGCCUGAUAAUGAUGUCUCAACUGAAUCAUCUUUGGUGACUGGGACUGCCAAAGAGUCUACGGAUUCUGAGGAUUUGGAUGUAACAGAAAAGCCUGCAGAUGCUACCUCUGCUCCUGAGAUUGUGGAAUCUACAGACCCUAUAACAGUACCCAACAGCAGCACAAUAUCAGAAACAGAACCUCCGACAACAUCUAGUGAAGAACUUACGACCACCACGGAACCUCCAGUCACAACUCAGACAACCACAACUAUGGUAACCACCAUCAUGAUGACCACAAUCGUGAUGGAGCCUAGCACAGCGAUGGUCACAGAGUUUACUGAUCCUGAGUCAACUACUGAAUUGCUGGAGGACACCACUGUAGCAUAUGAGGCGAUCACUACUGCCACUACUCCACCACCAGCUAUACAAACAACUGCUCCGACAACUGUACAUGAAAGCACAAAAGCAUCAAAGACCACUUCUACUCCAAUAAUGGACACAGAGAAGAUAGAAGAACCCACACCAAGCACCACAGAAAUCACAGACAUGAUCACCACCCUGCCUCCGAUAAUCCCAAACUCAUUGGAGCCUAUUGAUAUUACCAUCAAGGACACUGAAGAACCCAGCACAAGCACAUCAAUAUCAACUAGUAGUGAAGCAAUUACAACUGGGAUUGGAAUUUCUGGGACUGGCAUUAAAAGCACUGAUCCGGACCCAGGUCCUAACUGGCUCCUCUAUAUCAUCAUAGCUGUGGCCAUUAUCUGCAUAGCAUCGGCCUUUUGCGUCAUCAUCUUUGUACGACGCAAAAAGAAAAGCCGCUCACAGCGCUUUGGCUCUGGCUAUAUGAACGGCCGGAACCAGAGGUCCAAGAAGAAGAAAGGAGAGGAGGAUGCCUGGGCUGGGCCAGUGAAUCUAGAGGGAGGGGACAAAGCUGAAUGUGAGGGUCCAGAAGAGCUGGGAAAGGGAAGUGAUAAACAUCCAGACGGGACAGACUUAACGCUUAGCACGUUCGUGGCUUCGGAGGCAAAUGGCGGAGUUGGACGACCUGGAUCAAUGGAGGCUCAGAAAUGGGAAGAACAAGAACCUCUUCUGUAUAUCGAUGAGGAUGCGAAAGCAGAGGCAAAAGCAAAGCAAAAAGAAGGGGUGGAGAAGGAAAAGGAGGUGGCGCAAAAAGAGGAAAAAGAUGCCAAUGGACAGACUGCAAUGAAGGAGGUUAAGCAGAAUGGAGGAGAAGCUUUUUGCCUAACCACAGCUGUGUGAAAUGAACUCUUUUCUAAUUAGCUAAUUAUCUCUCUCUUUGGCUGUUUACUUUUUGUUUUGUGGGUCAGUCCUUCUCAAAUUGGUCCAUAUUAAAACAAAAAACUAGAAGUAGGGUGUGUGGGAUAACAAGGCAAUGCUUUGCCUGUGGAAGACUGAGUAUGAGACCGAAAUGGCUCCCUAUUAACUUUUUAGGGCAAUAUUAAGUAUGUCGGCCAUUUGUCGCAGAGUGAAAUUCGAACAUAACUUUAAGGGCACUAUAUCAACAUUAUUACAGGGUUUAUUACAACAUGGCCUUAAAUAAAAUGCGCUGUCUAAUAUAUCAACUAUCACAAAAAACAAUAUAUAAAUUAUUUUAUCUGCAUGUUUUAAUAUCUAUGUGUUUAGCGUAUUGUAUGAUAGGACACAAGAACCAAUAAAAAAAGUCAUUACAAUGCAUAAAUAAACUUGAAAUAAGUCAAUACUCACAGAUAAUAACUAACAUAAACAAUGCUUAUUCAAAUGUCUAUUAGCAUGGUUAGCUAUGUAUCUGCUAGUUCAGCUAUCUACAACAUUGAUAGAACAAAUUUCCAAACCCUUAACACUUGGUAGUUUUGUCCACCUGUUCAGAGUGCGUUUCUUGCAGAAAAUUUCAAACACAAGCCGACCGAUUUGGCAUAAAACCAUGGUAAUUUCCCAUUUUUCUCCUGUAGUUCAUUAAUGUAAGGCUUAUGUUUCUAAAAUGUGCACCAUAACGGUCCGAGAUUACUCAAUGAUUAAUGAUUAUGCAUGAAUAGAGCUUUUAUUAACUUUAAUUUGGAACUCAGUUCGAAUGUGUACAAAAUUUUAAACACAGUUCAGCUGUGUAUGUGACACAGUGGGCACAUGUUAAUGAUGAUGUAACGUCCAAGAAAACUUGUGUUUUCACCAUUACUUAGAAAACUAAAUAGUUUCUCGCUAUAUAGCGCAAUACUAAAGAGGAAGCAGAGAAUCAUUUUGGUCACAGCCUGGCAUUGCAUUUCUAGACCAGGCCAACACACCACACUACCCCACACCAUUAACAGAAAGAUUUGUAAUGCUUCACCACUUCAAAUGAAUGGUUUAAAUGGACCCUUAAGUAAUGCCACAGAAUACCUGUGUUUCUAACAGAGAUGGAAAUUGGAAAAGAGCAUUUAAAAGACAAGUUAAGCUUUUUUGAGAGUAUGUUGUCUGUCCUGUGUAACAUCAUUCAAAGAGGUAGGGCCUGUUUGAGAACCACUGUCACCAAUUAUAAUCUUGCAGUUUGGCCUGGGUAUUGAAACUUUAAUUUUGGAAUAAGGCUGCUCAUUGGCUCGUGAAUAAGAUAAGACAACUGUAAUUUUAUUAACCUGGAUUUUUUGCACACCUUGUAGUUAUGAAGUUAGGCCUGUCAGGACUACUAUUUUUCUGAAUGAUAUCCAGGAAAUAAAUGAUAUAAUGAUAAUAGAAAACAAAUUAUAUUGCAUCCACCUAAAGAGAAGGUAAUUGUUUCUUAUAAAGAAUAAUCAGACAUUGAAUUGAAUAAGUAAGUAAGUACAUAAAUAAAAAAAUAUAUUAUAAUUAAGAAAUGUCACCAACUAAUGACAAUGGACAAAUGAGGUCAGCUAAAUUGCUGAAGUCACGUCCAUAAUAUAUGGUGCAAUAUGUUGUAAUGCUGUAAUAAGUAGUUCAUCCUUAAGCUCAUCAUUGUUGUAAUUUCCAUGACAGGCCUAACUAAAAUGUUUUGUUUGGUAUCAUAAAUUUUAGAGGAUACUUUGCAGUUUUCCCCCUGGAUUCAAUGCACUGCAAUAUAAUCAAAUUUUAGACAGGCCACAUGAGGUUUUCCCCCAAUAUGUUUAACGUAGUGAAUAAAUAGUAACUACUAUAGUUUCUAUUGCUGUAGAAUGUGUGUUUCUGGGGAGCAUAUAAACUCAAUAUGACUUUCAAUAACUUCAUGGUAUUUUUACAAACCGUGCCCUUUUGCAUUCAACUGUACAUAUUACAACAAUCAUUAUUUUGAAGAUUUUGCAAUUAGUACAUUUAAUGUUUUAUAUUUGCAAAAAAAUAAUGUUCACAUGACUAAAAAUAAAUGUUUCUUUUGCAUAAAUUAUUUCUGCUUUGUAUUUAAAUGCUUGAUAUUUUCAGUGUAAAAUCUGUAAAGAUAAAUAAAAUAACAACAUAAAGU